AUGGCGGAAGAUACCCGAGAUUCCAACAGCGCACCUGAAGAUGACCAGUCUCAAUCCGAGCCGCCUCGAAUUAGGCGGUCCAAGCCCAGGCAUGACUUUCCGAAAUCACAAGUGGGAAAGAUGUGGGAGGCGCUGGGAAACCCCCAAGAACCGGUGAACACGAUGCCUGGAGGAACCUUCAAUUCGGCUGGCGGCAGGCCUGUUGAGGUAUCCUGGAGAGAUGCAUUCAACUUCUCAUACAAUGGGAAAGGUCCUGCGUGGUAUCAGACUCCAUGCGCAAGAGAUUCUUUGCUGGUCGGGAUCGCUUCUGGCGGUGCGGUUGGGGGAUUAAGAUUUGUCCUGAGAGGUCUUUCAUCUAUCGCGACCUCUGCCAAUUUCGCAGUUGCUGGAUUUGCUCUCACAGCCAGCGGAAUGUACUACUGGUGUGAUCGGAGGAGAAAAGAAGAAGCUCGAGGAAUGGCUGCCGCGGUUGUGGGGAUGAAGAUGCUGCACGAAAAGAAGGCCAGAGAAAAGAAAGCCGCGGAUGAGGCCGCCCAAGCUGCUGCCGCCGCUGCCGCAAAAGCGGAGGAGGAGCGGAAACGCAACCAGCGGUGGUAUAAAUUCUGGUGA
Capronia epimyces CBS 606.96 is the source of this 609-nucleotide messenger RNA. RefSeq lists its product as uncharacterized. The coding region runs from base 1 to 609 and encodes 202 amino acids. Lineage: Eukaryota; Fungi; Ascomycota; Eurotiomycetes; Chaetothyriales; Herpotrichiellaceae. Gene Ontology annotation, biological process: mitochondrial respiratory chain complex IV assembly. Gene Ontology annotation, cellular component: mitochondrial inner membrane; mitochondrion. The transcript is spliced from 2 exons. The record is from RefSeq and is a predicted model, not a curated record.